Fonsecaea erecta is the source of this 1449-nucleotide messenger RNA. RefSeq lists its product as hypothetical. The record is from RefSeq and is a predicted model, not a curated record. The transcript is spliced from 2 exons. Gene Ontology annotation, biological process: endoplasmic reticulum unfolded protein response; phospholipid biosynthetic process; regulation of transcription by RNA polymerase II. NCBI's taxonomy places the organism in Eukaryota, Fungi, Ascomycota, Eurotiomycetes, Chaetothyriales, Herpotrichiellaceae. Gene Ontology annotation, molecular function: transcription corepressor activity. Gene Ontology annotation, cellular component: endoplasmic reticulum; nucleus. The coding region runs from base 1 to 1449 and encodes 482 amino acids.
AUGGACUCGCAAUCGCCAAACCCGCCCUAUGCUGUCCCUCCUCCCUUCUCCCCUCCGCUUUCUGCCCACCGCUUCUCGGCCGAUUCCCAUAAACCCGCCUCCAUCGACAUGGACAUGAUGAGAUCAGACGAUCGCUCCACGAGAGCAGGCAGUGUGAUCUCUGGCAUGUCCAUCGAGGACAUGGAGGCUGCCGAGACCUUGAACAAUCUAUCUCAGAAGUACCAUUCUCCCAGGCAAUCCCACCCGCAGCAACCUCCUACUCUCGUCCAGUCUCACACCACCUUCGACUCCGACCAACCGGAGCCCCUCCUCAGACUCUUUACCAGCCAGUACCCUUGGGCUCGCCCUCUGAUCAAUGGCUCGUUGUCCGCCUAUAAAACUACACAAUCUUACAUUCCGGGCGCAGAGUGGACCGAGAGAAAUGUUGGUUUGCCGAUCGCAGGGACUGUGGCCAGAAUAUCGGGUGUUGAAGGUGGUCUGCGCUGGGCGCUACAACCCAAGCGCGAUGGUCGACCUUCGAGUAAAACCUCCGACAUCGAGAAGGGCUACUCUGACGCCUCCGAUGGCACCAACCGACCGACUUCUGAGGCGGGUUACUCCGACUCUCUGCCCGCCUACAACGCCGGUGAUCGCUCACCACCCUACACUGAACAGCAAGUCCUUCUUAAGAGCCGUGACGAUCGUCAGCCGCCGCCUGGUUGGCGCCAACAACUCAUGGUCUCCACAAGCGGCCUGGGCAUUGCCAUGAGUGAAGAAUCCAUUCGCAGCCUGCGAUACUGUCUCAGUUGGUUGCGCUGGGCUAAUGGCCGACUCGGGGAAGCCAUUCAGAACAUCAAAACUCUCCUGGAACGGUGGGACGAAGGCAUCACUCCUGGUGAACAGCCACACACCAUGUCCGUGGCGAACGUGACCCAGACUCAAGAAGAAAGAAGACAAGCUGCGCUGACUGCGCGUAUCGCAGCAUUAAAAGCCGACGUCCUGCAAACGCUCAAGCACGUGGUUGGAAUCGUCUCGAAUUACGCGGGCGGCGCACUACCGCUGAACGCCCGAGAUCUAGUGCACAGACAUUUAAUCAGUCUUCCUCAACGGUUUAGCGUGGCAAACCGGGCAGGCGGGGAAGAGGACUCGCCCAACGACACGGGCGCAGGGAGCUCUGAAGCGGUCAAGAGUGGCAGGAGAGUCAUGGUGUUGGCCCAAGAGGGUUUGGAUAUGAUGACGCAAGUGAGUCGGGUCGUUAACGAUACUCUUGUCAGCGCAGAGAGCUGGUGCGAGAAGCUGGGCAAGAGAGUGGAUCGGCAAGAGCACCAGCCGUUGCAGCCGGCACCGGUCGAUGGGAGGAUGGAUGCAGAGAAUCGCGACGAUGGCGUCAGGAGUGAGACAAUAAGGAGCGAGACGCUCGCGCCGUCCGAUGGUGGAAGGGAUCUCGAAGAUGUGAAGAUGACCAUGUAA